Ahaetulla prasina is the source of this 2572-nucleotide messenger RNA. Its product is annotated as guanine nucleotide-binding protein subunit alpha-14-like. Bases 458 to 1411 code for a protein of 317 amino acids. The record is from RefSeq and is a predicted model, not a curated record. Gene Ontology annotation, cellular component: heterotrimeric G-protein complex. NCBI's taxonomy places the organism in Eukaryota, Metazoa, Chordata, Lepidosauria, Squamata, Colubridae. The transcript is spliced from 8 exons. Gene Ontology annotation, molecular function: G-protein beta/gamma-subunit complex binding; GTPase activity; guanyl nucleotide binding. Gene Ontology annotation, biological process: adenylate cyclase-modulating G protein-coupled receptor signaling pathway; action potential; phospholipase C-activating dopamine receptor signaling pathway.
AAGUUGCAACGCUCCCUUGCAGCACAAGGAAACCAGACCCGCGCUGGGCAGGAACGGAAAGGUUCCUUCCCGAAAAGUGAACGUGGGUUGAAGGGGCGUGGCCUGGGUCGCCGACCGACGGACUUUCGCGCUCCCUGAGGGAGAAGCCGAGUCCGCUGACAAUUCAGCCGGAGCUGCGGUCUCCCGCCGUUGCCCUCGGCUGGCCCCGACCUGUGUUUCUGCCUGGCGAGGAAGAAGCGCCCGAGUUCUCCGAGGGAAUCUUCGAAGUUCCCAAAACAAAAAGGGGCGCCCUCUGCCCGGCUUCUCCCGGGGCGCUGCCGAGCAUGGGCGGGCAAUGCUGCUGCUUAUCCGAAGAGCAGCUCCUGAGGCUGGAGAUCGAGCGGCGGCUGCGGCGAGACAAGCGGCAUUCCAGCAAGGAGCUGAAGCUGCUGCUCUUGGGUAAGGAAAUAUCUCUGGAAUGAUGACCCAACUAGGUACAGGAGAGAGUGGGAAAAGUACAUUUAUCAAGCAGAUGAAGAUAAUUCAUGGAUCAGGCUUUUCAGAAGAAGAGCGGAAAAGUUACACAAAACUGGUUUAUCAUAACAUAUAUUCUGCUAUGCAAGCUAUGGUGAGCGCUAUGGAUGCUUUACAAAUACCAUACUCAUCUGAACAAAGCAAGGAUGACAGCCGGAUGAUUGAAGAGAUACAAACAGACAAAAUAGAAAGCCUGGAAAGAAAAUAUGCAGAAGCAAUUAAGAGGCUAUGGCAGGAUCCAGGCAUCCAAGAGUGCUACCGCCGACGAAGAGAAUACCAAUUGUCAGAUUCAGCUAAAUAUUUCCUUUCAGAUUUAGAACGUAUUGCUGUGCCAUUAUUUGUGCCAAAUGAGCAAGAUGUCCUCAGAGUAAGAAUACCAACCACUGGAAUAAUUGAAUACCCUUUUGUGCUACAAAAAGUUCCUUUUCGAAUGGUAGAUGUUGGUGGACAAAGAUCAGAAAGAAGGAAAUGGAUCCACUGCUUUGAAAAUGUGACCUCAAUUAUAUUUUUAGUUGCACUGAGUGAAUAUGACCAAGUCCUGGCAGAAUCCCAUAAUGAGAAUCGUUUGGAAGAAAGCAAGGCCUUAUUUAAAACAGUAAUUACCUACCCUUGGUUUCAGAAGUCUUCAAUCAUCUUGUUCUUAAACAAAAAAGAUAUUUUAGAAGAGAAAAUUAUGUAUUCUCAUUUAAUUAACUAUUUUCCCCAGUUCCAAGGACCAAAACAAGAUGUCAAAGCUGCUGGAGACUUCAUUCUGCAGUUAUACAAGGAUCAGAAUUCAGACAAAGACAUCUAUGCUCACUUUACGUGUGCCACUGACACCGAGAACAUUCGAUUUGUGUUUGCAGCUGUUAAAGACACCAUCCUUACUCGGAAUCUAAAGGAAUUCAACCUGGCAUAAAUAAAAGAGCGUCAGCUACAUACGUUUGUCUAUACUGCAAUUUUAUUUAUUACUUAUGAAAUAUAUGCUAUGUAAUAGAUUUUUAAACAAUUGUUUGUGUCCUUGCUAAAAAUGGAAGGGAACUUCGAAUAAAUUUAGAACUUUUUAAGGAAUAGAUUUUGAAUAUUCUGCUUUUAAUUUUUUGGAGGGGAUUUGUGAACAUUUUGGUCAUAAUCAGAGAUCCUUUUGCCUUUCAUAAUUUAUAAUAGAUGUGCAUUUAAACCUAGUGAGGCCACAAGAAUGAGUUUGAGACUAAUUGUAUUAUUAUUCAACAGAAAGAGGGGUGCUUAGUUUUGAGUAAUUAUUUAUUAAGUGUUUUAAUGGUGCCUUUCUCCUUGUAGUGAACAAGUGGCCUUAACAGGUGGGAGCAGUUGAUUGCUCUUUUUUUAGGCUCAGAAAAACAAAAACAAAGUAGCCUCAAGCCUAAUUAUUAUGUAGGUGUGAAUUAUCUAAGUCUCUCAGGCUAAAUAAAAAAAAGUUGGAACUGGUCUGAUGAGGGGACUGAUUAAUAAAGUCUUCACAUGCAGGUCCUGUGAAAUUCGCAUGAAGUUACCAUGAACUGAGCUUCAUUAGAGUAUGUAUUUUACUUGCAAUCAAAUGAUGGAUACUAGAGAGGCUGUUUGCAUAUCUUCUCACUUAAUGACAGGCAAUUACAACUGACGGGUGAUUUUAUGGAAAACCUUGAUGAUUUAAUAUUAUUUGAAUUAAUAGGUUAACAAACCAAAGAGUUGUUUGAGGGACCCUCUCUUCCCAAUUACAUCUAUCUGUCAGAAGGGAUGUAUUAUGGGUCCAAUCUGAUCAGAUAUUCCACCUGAAGGGAAACAAAAUAUCAGCCUUUUCUGCUGUGGUUCCUGCCCUCGAGCCCAAGUGAGGUUGGCCCUCUUCCUAUUCCAGCUUUCUGGAAACCCUGUAAUAAAACAUGGUUUUUCCAACAACCUUGAGGAACCCAUAGGGCAGCGAUGGUUAACCUUUUCAGCACUGAGUGCCAAAACUGGAAUAUGCGCGCAUGCAUGUGCACGCGCACACUGGAGCACUGGAACUCAGAAGAUGGAUGAUGCGCAUGCACGCUGGACCAGCUGGCCGCCAUGCAUGCGCGCGAUGGAACCUAGAAGAGCAGCUGGC